UAUCAAAUUGAAUGGCAUCAAUAGAGUAGUUUUCAAAAGCAGAGAAUCUAUAAUAAAUGCAUUAAAAUGAUUCUUUAACUCCAUCACAUUAAUCUGAUUCUUCAGAUUCUUCUUUUGAUUUUGCUUAAGAAUUAAAUCAAAAGCCUUCAUUUAAGAGAUCUCCAGAAGAAGAGAAAGAGCUUCUUUAUAAAUAUAAAGGUAAUAAGUUUUAAAAUAUAAAUAAAUAGGAAAGCAUGGCCUUAAAUAUGCAAAAAUAUCAAAUUAAUAACGAUAAAACUUAAUAAAAUAAGUGACAUCAACAGGCUGUACAAUAAAAAAUGCAGCUAAAGAUUUAAAUAUCAAUUUUUCAACUGCUAAGGCAAUUAUGUAGAUUUAUAGAAAAGAAGGUCGUAUAUAAAAGAAAAUCAAGAGAGAAAUCAAGAUAGAGAAUAAGAAAAACCAGAAAACAAAGUAAGAAAUUCUUAACUUAAGUAUUUACAAAUUUUUAAAUUGUUUAGCCACUUCUGAUAAACCAAAUUAUGGUGAAUAAAGACAGAAAGAUAUUAUAGCUGUUUAAGAUAUUUUAUAAACUAAUCUUUAUCAAUAAGCAGAAGAGACUUAUAGGAGAUAGGCUCUAUUAAUUUAAUAAUUGAAUACAUAAGUAAAUAAACUUAAAUUAAAAAAAAUUAGAAUUAAUUAUUAUCAGGCCGAGUACAGUAAUUACAAUAGGAAAAAUAAUAAUUAAAUUAAAAUUACUCUUAUUUAUCUUAUUAAUGUAACCAAUUAUAAUAGAGGAUAACGAUUCUUAAAUCUAAUUCUUAGAUGUAAUAAAUUAUGCCUUCAUAUUAUCAACCUUAUCCUUAAUUAUGA
Messenger RNA from Paramecium sonneborni, 849 nucleotides. NCBI's taxonomy places the organism in Eukaryota, Ciliophora, Oligohymenophorea, Peniculida, Parameciidae. The record is from the annotation of a GenBank genome assembly.